AUGGGCAAUUCCUUAUAUACUAUCUACAUGCCACGUGAUGCCUUUUCACGCAGAAAAAAUGCUGAACUUGUGGCUCGAUCGUUAAAUCAACUGGAUAUUCCAGCGAGUGUCAACCACAGACACGACAUUGUUGUUCAUGGCCAUAAAGUGUCAGGAAGCGCUUACAAACUCACCAGUUCGAGAACGUACCAUCAUGGCACGAUGUUGAUUGAUGCAGAUAUAGAUAAUUUGAAAGGUUGUUUAUCUAAAAGUAGAAUGCACAAUACAGGAAUUGUAUCAAAGGGAGUCGAUUCUGUACCCUCCCCUGUCACAAAUUUGAGAAACUAUUCCUAUACAGUUGAUCAUCAGUUCUUUUGCGAAUCAGUCACAUCUGAAUUUGCUUUAGCGUAUAACAGUGGGAUGAAAGUAGAGCCAAUCAUAUUCGAUCAGAAUAGUACUUUCCCUGAUCAAGUUCUGAAGAUAAGGGAAGAACUAACAACUUGGGAUUGGAUAUUUGGCCAAACACCGGAAUUUGUAAACACGGUCGAAGGACGUCUGGAUUGGGGACCAGUGCAUGCCGAAAUCGUUUCUCGCCACGGUAUAAUUACAAAAGCAGAUAUAAGAACAAACAAUAAUCUGGUAUAUGAGCCUACGAUAACAGCAGCAAUAUCUGUCGCGCUAGAAGGCCUGCCAUAUUCCCAUUCAGCGGUUGACAAGGCUCUGCAGAAAGUGGAUGCAGAAAUACCCGGAUUGAUAAAUCCCGAAAACGAACAUGUAGCUUUUAGCAUCCGGGAUUGGCUACAGAAGAGGCUAUAA
Mycotypha africana is the source of this 795-nucleotide messenger RNA. RefSeq lists its product as uncharacterized. The transcript is spliced from 5 exons. Bases 1 to 795 code for a protein of 264 amino acids. Gene Ontology annotation, biological process: protein lipoylation. Lineage: Eukaryota; Fungi; Mucoromycota; Mucoromycetes; Mucorales; Mycotyphaceae. Gene Ontology annotation, molecular function: lipoyltransferase activity. Gene Ontology annotation, cellular component: cytoplasm; mitochondrion. The record is from RefSeq and is a predicted model, not a curated record.